This is a messenger RNA of Menidia menidia (Atlantic silverside), 2173 nucleotides long. Lineage: Eukaryota; Metazoa; Chordata; Actinopteri; Atheriniformes; Atherinopsidae. The record is from the annotation of a GenBank genome assembly.
UGUGAGUCACCCUGUUGCUCAAGCUGAAUUACAAAGCAUUUCCCCCUUUGCAGUACGCGCCCUGGCAGUUGUCAUGUCACGGUUAGAGCAGCAACAGCAUUCUGGAUACUAGGGAAUUACUGCACAUGGAUCUCUUCUUUCAUCAGUAAAUCCUGGCCGAAGAAAACAUGGGGGAGAGCAUCGAUGUGAAGGCUCUGAGGAACAGGUUCAACAACCAGGCCGGUACCUCGAACACAAGCAGUCGCGACAGUGGCUCACCUAAAUCUCCGAGACCCAGCUUUGGGAGAGGGAUCUUACCUGUGACAGAGAACCAGCGGGCUCAAAGACAUUCACCCACUGUUCCUCUGCUUCUGGCCAGCCCAGGUCUAGUGAGGUUACCAAGGGCGGAUCCGAUGGCGGCAUCUAUUCCCACAAAACCGGCUUCCUCACCUCGCCCACCUCCCAAUUUUGCCAUCAGAGCACCCUUUCAGCCAACAGAGGUUAAUAAAAUCAAGCAGACAGGGGAGCUGCUGCAGAACAUGAUACGAAUGCACCAAGGACCAGCAGAUGCCAGACCAAUGCCAACUCUAGCUCCGAGUCCAGUUCAAAUCCUUGGGUCGUCUCCCACCGCCACACCACGUUCUAUCCACCAACAGCCCCGCCAGAGGAGUGCCGGGGACGUGACCCCUCUGAGGAAGCCGCUGCCCCUCGAAGGGCCUAUUCCCUUGAAACCAAAACGACCUCCUUUGGUCAACCUGGAACCCUUUCGGAAGACCAAGCGAGGGCCUGCCUUUCCUGCCCCGAGGCUAAGCAAUGGCUCCGAGGACAGAAGAAUGUCUGUACCAGCUUUGACCCCUCCGCCAAAUCCUCCACUGCGAAGCAACAAACCCAAGAGGCUGCUGCGUCAGGUCGCCUCUGUAGGCCCUGAGGAUGAACAGGACACCUACGAUGAUAUCGGAAGUUUUGAUAAAAAUGAAUCCUGCAGUGAAAACAGUUCACAGUGUAUUGAUGGGGACGACGAUGAUGAUUAUGAAGACACGUAUGAGGAGAUUGAUGAGAAUCUGACAAACCAGCAGCAGCCAAACCCUAAGAUGAAGAAUGCAAUAAUGAGACAAGAGGAGCAGAUAAAAAAGGAGCAGCAGGAGCGUCAGAAAAGACUGAAUGAUCUGAAGAAAAACUUUCAGUUACAAGGCGACUCUGAGGUUCUUCACACAGCAAGAGUUCGGCACGACUGGAAUGGAGGAGGAAAACUUGACCUCAGUGUUCGACAGGGAGAGAGUGUGGAGAUCAUGCGAGUGAAGGAUAACCCUGGAGGCAAAUGGCUGGCUCGUUCUCUGAACGGAAACUACGGAUACAUCAGCAACACGUGUGUGGAUAUAGACUACGAGGCAGUAAAGAUAAAGGCGCUCCAGUCAAGGAAAAGGGACACAGAAUUACCUCCACCACCACCAGACCCACCCAAAAGAGACAGCAUGCUUGAAGAUGAUGAUAGCUAUGAUGACGUUCAGCCGCUGCCUGCUGAUUUUCCCCCACCUCCACCAGAAAUCAGCAUGGAUCCAAAAAUGGAAAAGGAGCUAAGAAAGAAAUUCAAGUAUGAAGGGCCUUUCCUUGUGCUGCACAGUAUGAUGGUAAAUCCUAACGCCAUCAUAAAGAAACCAGGAAACAAGGAACUCCAUGUGAAUAAGGGAGAAGUCCUGGACAUCAUCCAGCUCACCAGCGCCAAGAAAGCUCUUUGUCGAAACAGACACGGGAAAUAUGGCUAUGUGUCAAGAUCUCUUCUUCUCCCAAUGGAAGGCGACAUAUACGAUGAUGUUGAUUAUCCAGCCGAUAUCUACGAUAACGACUAUCCUAACGUAGAUUAUUAACAUAUGUCAAACUAAGUACACACACUUGCACAGUCAGGAACAAACUAUGCAAGAACUGAAAACUUAAGCUAUGUUAUCAAACUAUAACCGAGACCGCACGCAAAGGAAGAAAAUCCAGUGAAAACGGAUGUUAGGACAAAGAAGCUUUAUGAUUCCAGCUUUUUUUGCGCUUUACUCUUAUGAAAAGAGAAUUUCUAUCAAACUAGUAUGUUAGAAAAGCUAAUCAAACUAUCAAACAUUUUAUGACUAAACUGAGAGUAAAAAUACUGAUAUUUUGAUUUGCCCAUGUUGUAGAGUCUUAUCUCUAUCCAACCAGAGGACAUUAAAUU